AUAGACAAAAACAGGAUCAAUUUCCGUGUCUCGUGACUCGAAAAACCUUGAAGUCGGAAGCACAUUAAACGCAAACAGAGCGACUCCUCCCCCUCUGUAACAUUGCUUCUCGCUUCCUUCCUUGCGUCGCUUUCCUUUCUCGUUUACCAAUAAUUAAUAUAAACAAACCCCCCCGAAAGGCUUGUAUUGGAAAACCAUAGCCUUUGAUCUUCUUGAUCUUUGUCUCAAAGUGUUGGCCAGAAAAGGGAGGAGAAAAAUGCAUGCGAAAACGGAUUCUGAAGGGACGAGUAUUGAUGCGUCAUGGCCACCGAGGUCCCCUAGAAGGCCUGUUUACUACGUUCAGAGCCCUUCGAACCAUGACGUCGAGAAGAUGUCGUAUGGGUCGAGUCCCACGGCUUCACCAACGCACCAUUAUUACCAUUGCUCCCCCAUUCACCACUCCAGGGAGUCGUCUACGUCCAGGUUCUCGGCUUCGCUUAAGAACCCGAGGAGCCUUUCCGCUUGGAAGCAUGUGCAGAUUGGUCAUGGCGAUGAUGACGAUGACGAUGACGAUGAAAUGGACGGUCGCGAUGGACGCAGGGCUAACAACGUCAGGCUUUAUCUUUGCCUUGUUUUCUUGUUUUUCGUGCUGUUUGCGGUGUUUUCUUUGAUCUUGUGGGGUGCUAGCAGAAGUUACAAGCCUAAAGUCUUCGUCAGGCACAUAGUGUUCGAGAACUUCUAUUAUCAGGCAGGAAAUGAUCAAUCAGGGGUGCCAACAGAUAUGCUUUCACUAAAUUCAACGGUCAAGAUUUCAUACAGAAACCCAGCUACUUUCUAUGCUGUCCAUGUGACCUCUACCCCUUGGGAGCUUCACCAUUUCCAGCUCAAAAUUGCCUCUGGACAGAUGAAGAAGUUUACUCUAUCAAGAAAGAGUCAGCGGAAAGUGGUAACGAUUGUGCAAGGGAAUCAAGUGCCACUAUAUGGUGGGAUACCCGCUCUUGUGAACUCUAGAGAGCACUUGGAAGGCAUAGCAGUGCCCCUGAACCUGACAUUUGUGAUGAGGUCAAGGGCCUACAUUUUGGGCACAUUGGUAAAGACCAAGUUUUAUGGGAGAUUCAGGUGCUCUGUCACUCUUAGAGGAAACAAACUUGGGAAACCCCUUAACUUGACAGAUUCAUGUGAUUAUCAGUGAAUGCUGCACUCUUAUUUUCAGGUCAAAUCAUAUUAUGAGGCAUCUGAUAUUGCCAACCUGAGUUAUCACUUUUUGGCCUUUCGGAAUCUUUAUUUCCCAAGAUUUCCAAGAGCUGAAAAUUUGAAUUAAUGCUCCUUGAUGCACUAAGACUUGGAGGUAGAUGGUGGAACUCUGAGUAUAUAGAAUCUACACUUUUUGCAAUGUAAAUUUUUGUUUUGUUUCUAUUUCUGGAAGAAACCAAGAUGAAUUUUGUUCAAUUGUUAACUUUUCAUAGGCUCCUCUUUCUUUGCAAGUUUAUUGUUUACAGGUGUGGUUUAUUUGAUGUUUCUUGUUGUGAUCAGUUAGAUGUUCUUCUGUAUAUGGUUGAUAGACAUGAAGCUGUUUCUGCUUAGCCUUUAUCUGCUACUUGUUCCUUGUG
This is a messenger RNA of Theobroma cacao (cacao), 1589 nucleotides long. RefSeq lists its product as uncharacterized. The record is from RefSeq and is a predicted model, not a curated record. Lineage: Eukaryota; Viridiplantae; Streptophyta; Magnoliopsida; Malvales; Malvaceae.